UACGCCAGACGCCAGUUCCAGGUGCGUGCGUGGCUGAGAGCGGCGUUGAACGACGGCCUCGUGAAAGAAUCGAAGAUGCCCGGGGCCACGAUGCGCUACACGGUGGACGACUUCUUGAAGCACAUAUUCAAGCGAUGCCACUUGGUGCUUGAGGGGUGGCCACCGGACAUCGUGUUCUGCAACCUGAGCGACGUCGGGGGCGGUCGGAACCUCGGACGUCUGAGGCACGCGUGGGUGCAGGGCGAGCUGCGCUUCGUGCCCGUCACGGACGAGCACAGGGCGGCAGCGGAGGCCGAUCCGCUGUCUGUGGUGCCCGGCCGUCUGAACCGCGGAUUCCGGAAUCGUGCGGAGCGGAGCGACGUCGGAGAGAGGCACUACCGGCCAGUGACGGGAGCCGGGUACCUUCCGCGGCCGUCGCCGUCGCGGGCGGUGGUGACGCCGGAGAUGGAGGCAGAGGUGGACGCGGAG
Messenger RNA from Epithele typhae, 468 nucleotides. RefSeq lists its product as uncharacterized. The transcript has 2 exons. The annotation marks the transcript as partial. The record is from RefSeq and is a predicted model, not a curated record. NCBI's taxonomy places the organism in Eukaryota, Fungi, Basidiomycota, Agaricomycetes, Polyporales, Epitheliaceae.